Rhodotorula toruloides NP11 is the source of this 891-nucleotide messenger RNA. RefSeq names its product Rad51-like protein. NCBI's taxonomy places the organism in Eukaryota, Fungi, Basidiomycota, Microbotryomycetes, Sporidiobolales, Sporidiobolaceae. Gene Ontology annotation, cellular component: replication fork; Rad51C-XRCC3 complex; Rad51B-Rad51C-Rad51D-XRCC2 complex. The coding region runs from base 1 to 891 and encodes 296 amino acids. The transcript is spliced from 7 exons. Gene Ontology annotation, molecular function: four-way junction DNA binding; crossover junction DNA endonuclease activity. The record is from RefSeq and is a predicted model, not a curated record. Gene Ontology annotation, biological process: reciprocal meiotic recombination; meiotic DNA recombinase assembly.
AUGGAGCUUGCACCGUCCCAGACCGCCUCAUCGCUCCUGCUCUCUGCCCGACCUCCACAUCGCUUCAGCUCGACAUGCGCGGCGAUCGACCAGCUGUUGACGCCGGCUCAUCCGCCACAAGGACCGAUGCGGGCUGACAAGGCGGAAGAAGCGGGUCUCGGCGAAGGAGCUGUCCUCGAAUUGUUGGGUCCGCCUGGAGUGGGCAAGACGCGGACGGCGCUGGGUUUUAUGCUGGCUGAGCGGUUCCAGGAGGACGGCGGAGAGGUUCUCGUUGUCGACGCUGAAGGAUCUCUCAGUCCUGCGCUGCUCAAGGAGACGACCGAGAUCCACGCCGCGCAUCACGGAUAUGAGCCCGACAUCGUCCGCAAUAUCCUCUCUGGCAUCCGGUACCGCCGCAUCGACUCGGCCUGGAUGCUCUUCGCCUUCUUCAACUCGCUCGAGACGUGGCUCGCGGCGCAUCCGAAGGUCAAGCUCAUCGUGAUUGACUCGCUCUCGGCGCACUUCCGCCAGACCAUUGACUCGCCAACCCGGAUCUACAUUGCCGACACGAUCCGCAACGUCCUAUCGACCGUCUGCUCAGCCAACCGAGUCUCCGUCAUCAUCACGAACCAGAUGUCGCUUAAGCUGUUCGGGCCCGACAACCGUCCGACGAACUGGUCGCGCGACGCCGAGGCUCUCCUCGUGCCGACCAUCAGCGAUCAAUGCCUGCCGUUCGACGUCGACGUCUCGCGCGUGCUGCUGUACUACAGCGAAGAGGGCGAAAGACUGGCCCACCUCGUCUCUGCACCGAUGCUUACACAAGCGAGAAGCGCGGCAUUCACCAUGGACCUGCUCGGCCCUUGCGACUACCCUGAACCCUCAGACGAGAUGAUCGCCGAUCCGCCUUCGUGA